Molecule: messenger RNA, 1359 nt
Organism: Gossypium raimondii (Peruvian cotton)
Lineage: Eukaryota; Viridiplantae; Streptophyta; Magnoliopsida; Malvales; Malvaceae
Product: RING-H2 finger protein ATL29
Exons: 1
Coding region: 378-1247 (289 amino acids)
Source: RefSeq, a predicted model, not a curated record
CAAGAUAUGGCUUUCAAAAGAAGAGGCUAGAAUUAAGCAUGUGUCACAAAUCUAAGCUUUUAGAUGGUCUAUAUCCAAGACUCACCAUAUUUAUAGUUCCAACAUAUCAUAGUCAUCAGAGGAAAUUAGGGGCAAAUAUAACAUGAUUCAGCCAUAAGAUCCAAAUCCUUCUCAUAAGGACUCGUUCAAUAACCCCACAUUUUUACCAUUUGCCAAGCAUCACCUUUCCAAAUUAAGGUUACCAAUCGCUUGUUCAUACUCCUAUAACAAAGAAAAAUUGAAAAAAAAAAAAAAGAAAAAAGGAUUACUGAUCUCAUCUCCUAGAAAAGAAAAGUUAACACAGUCUAGCCAAUGGUAUAUGCUACCAUUUUUAUUCAAUGUCAACAUAUUCUUCUAAUGUUGCUCAUCCAGCCUACAAUCCCCCAGUGCCUGUAAUCAUAACAGUAAUUUUCCUCCUUUCAUUCUUAUUUGGUUUCUUCACAGUACACUUUUUAAAGUGUCUCCUUGAAUAUAUUGCAAGUAAUAGGAACAUUGAGGCUAACACUGCUGCAGAUGUUGUGGUUGCUGCUGCCCCAGAAGAUACAGCAAAUAAAAGCAAUGGCCUUGAUCCUGAACUAGUACAAGCUUUCCCAACGUUCUAUUAUUCGACCGUCAAAGAGUUUCGUCGCGAAAAGUACGGCCUAGAAUGUGCUAUUUGUUUGGGGGAGUUCGUAGAUGACGAUAUGCUUCGACUUUUGACGAUUUGUUGCCAUGUUUUCCACAAAGAAUGUGUCGAUCUUUGGCUUGAAUCGAAUAAAACAUGCCCGGUUUGCCGUGGCGAGCUAGACGUGCCUAGAAAAUCGUUAGAGAAAUCUCCUGUGCUGCUUCAGAGUAAUUCCAUGCAUCAAAUUGGGGCAAAUCAAAGUCCUCUACAAAAUGCUGUUUGCAUUGAGAUUAAAGAAGAUAACAAGGAGAAAGCUGAUGAAGCACAAAGCUCUUCAACCACAAAAGAACAUCACAAGAAACGUGAAGGAGUGGAAAGAUUUUUUAGGUCAAAUUCCACAGGCCACUCCAUAUUUAGAACUAGAGAAGAAGAUGACAAAUAUACUCUAAGAUUGCUUGACCAUGUCAAAAUAAAAAUUUUAAGGGGACAUAAAGCUGCAAUAAGUUGUAUAUCAUUUAGAGAUUUUACAAGCCCCUUGAAUUCCAAAAAUGCAGCUUCAGGUGAAACAUCAGAGUCACUUCAAGGUGACUUAGAUAAAGUAUAAGUUCAUGUAGGCUCCUUUCUUCAAUUAUCUUAGGAUAUUCUAAAUAGAAUUUGAACUCAUGCCUUCCUAUUACAAUAAACUCGGGAAAAAAAAUAAACGAAUUCAUUGUGAA